AUGAGACCGGCUAUUUUACUUGUCGCCCUCGCGCCGGCCGUCCUCGCCGGCCCCUCACCACGCGCCCCCGACAGCCUCGACUUAGCUAUUCGCGCCGUCCAAUCAAUACCGGACCUUGCCCCGCGGGAACCAAUCCUCCCUGAAACGAUGGUGGGCAAACUGAGUGCGCGACAGGUCCUCCAAGCGCGCAGCGAAGGCUCUCUAGGCCAGACCCCAUGGAUCGGAAUGGCGAUCGGGUUGACCUGCACAGCUCUAGCGGCAGUAAUGCUAGGGUAA
Molecule: messenger RNA, 276 nt
Organism: Penicillium pulvis
Lineage: Eukaryota; Fungi; Ascomycota; Eurotiomycetes; Eurotiales; Aspergillaceae
Exons: 1
Coding region: 1-276 (91 amino acids)
Source: RefSeq, a predicted model, not a curated record